Salvelinus sp. IW2-2015 is the source of this 481-nucleotide messenger RNA. NCBI's taxonomy places the organism in Eukaryota, Metazoa, Chordata, Actinopteri, Salmoniformes, Salmonidae. The record is from RefSeq and is a predicted model, not a curated record.
GUCAUCAAGUGUAAAAAGUAUAGUAUAUCAAACCUUGAUAAGGACUGAAGAUGACAAAACAUUCUGUAACUUUGAAUGUCAGGUUAUUUGUGGAUCUUCUUUUUGAGACCACCCUGUCUGCUGCAGAGGAAAACCUGACGCAGUCCCAGUCUGACGCCCAGCAGCUGAAGAGUUCAGUCAAGAAGCUAGAGAGCCAGGUGGAAAACUAUAAGAGCAAGGUUCAGAGGGCCCGCUUAGAGUCAGAGGACUACUGCUUAAAGCUGGAGAUCUCAGAGACGAAUCACAGCACCCAGAAACAGCUUGAGGAGCAGGUCCGGGAGUGCAGCAUCCUCUCCAAGCAGCUGGAGCAGCCCCUCAAGGCCGGACAGAGACAGGUGGAUCAGAGCCUACAGCGGGCUUUAUUCAAAGAGGUUCAGCCAGGCCAAGGCUCUGGACCUGGAGAGCCAGCUGGGACUCAGUAGGACAGAGCUCAGUCAGCAAA